Molecule: messenger RNA, 3063 nt
Organism: Fraxinus pennsylvanica
Lineage: Eukaryota; Viridiplantae; Streptophyta; Magnoliopsida; Lamiales; Oleaceae
Source: the annotation of a GenBank genome assembly
AUGAGGAACCUCAAUGAAGAUUCUAGCUGCAGUAGCUGGCCCCUAUCUUACGGAGAUAAGAACUUAACAAAUGGACAAUGUUACAAUGGGUUCACGCCGAGGGUUAUAACGGAUGGAUAUCCUGGGUACGAUAAGAACACGUUAAGGCAGAAAAUACUUGAACAUGAGGCAGUUUUCAAGAAUCAGGUUAAUGAACUCCACCGUCUUUAUGGAAUUCAAAGAGACAUGAUGGAAGAAAUCAAAAGGAAAGAACUACAUAAACAUUGGGCAUCAGUCGAACCAUCAUCGUCAUCGAGUCGUCAAGGAUCUCAAAUGCCUCAAGACAACACUCAAACAUGUUAUACAGCGGGCUUCCCCUUGUUAAAUUCUGGUUAUGGUAGAACAUCCAUGUCUGGAGUCGAAAUUGUUAAUUCUCCUUUGAGUUGUACAAAAGGGUACAACAUGCAUGCUGGUCAUAGCCCAUUGCAAAAUGGAUGUACUUCAAAAGACUCUGAAGCAUUGGACUCGAGACCCACUAAGAUGAGGAAGAAGUUGUUUGAUCUUCAACUUCCAGCUGAUGAGUACAUCGAUACUGAAGAAGGAGAAAAGUUACAAGACAACAAAAUAUCCGGCACUUUGAGUUACACUUCGAACGUAGAUCAAAAAGUUAUACCUGAAAGAAGUAUGGAGAUUUUCCUUGGUGCCUCUGGUAGUGGAAAGACUUGUCGCCAGAAAGAUGCUUUGGGUUCUGGGUCCUGUUUGAGGAGCUCUUCUGGUUUGGCGGAUCUAAAUGAACCUGUUCAGCUUGACGAAGCAACAGCUCCUUCAUCAGCUGAUUUGCUUGGUCAUACUUCCAACCAUGGAGAGACUAAACCCAUAAGUCUAUCUACUAAACCAAAUGUGGGAUUUCCUUUCUUAAAUUCGUUUCGUGAGAGCAAUGUCAAUGAAAGGGGGUGGCUCUCCCAUAAAUAUGAAGCAGGGCCCAGUAAAGGCAACCCGAAUUUGGUAACUCGAAGUCUCCAACAAGAUAAGGUUCCUAUUCCUUCUCACCCUGCAGAAGUCCUGCUUAACCGGGCUCAUCAUCCUCCAGGAAUAUAUCCAACUGGACAUAGCGUGGAAGGUAUAUGGAGAAAUAGGCUGGACCCUGGUUUAGAAUCCUCAAAUAGAAAUAACAAUUACUCCAAUUACAGCCAUUUGGAUCCCGCUGUGGCUUCUCAUAUCCCCAGUCCAUACCCAUUACUUCACUCUGGUUUUGCCAAUUCAUUGUCUCAGUCCGUCCCAUCUUGGGGUAAGCCAACAAGUAGCCUUGGUCAAAAGAUAACCACAUCGAGUAGGAGUGUGCAGCCAUCUGCUCAGAGGCAGGAAUCUUUUGGAGACAAGUGGAAUGUUCGUUCUCGGUUGAAUCCAGGCUCAGGAAGUGAUAUGGCAAUCUGUAAUGGGUUCUAUGAUGGGUCUGUCUUAGGAUCCAAAGAACCAGUUCAUUUACCUUCGUCCGGCUUUGAUUUUCUUAAGUGUGGUAGGGGUGAUAAUAUUGCAUCUGAAUGCUCGGUGAAUCCUGGAUUUGAGAAGUUUCUGAAGGGCACCAGUCAUGGGAACCUGACCGGGGUAACGACACAGAGUUCUCCAAUUGAGGCUGUUUCUCUGAAAGAUUUUAAUAUGGUGGAUAGAAAUAAUGCUGCCAAAGACCAUUUGCCGGUGUUUCCUUGGCUUGGAUGCAAACCAGUUGACAAAAAGGAGGCUGCCAAAGUGAGGAAACCGGAACUCUCUGAAAUCUUGGGCUCCUUUCAAGCUUCUUCUAAUCCAUUGUGUUUUAGGAGUGAAACAGUAAGAGAUCUUAAUGAAGUGUUCACUCCAGAUGUCUCUCUGGCUUCAAAUGAUUGUGAGAUCGUGGCGAAGGGGGAGAUAGGAAAGAAUCAGAAUAGUCAGAAAAUUCUCGGGUUUCCGAUUUUUGGAAUCCACAAUACCCCUAUACAUGAGUCAUCAUCCCUUGUUUCAACCUCAGUGACUCUUGAUUGCCCUUCCGAAGGAAAGAAUGUUAAAAAUGAAAAGAAAAAUUUAUUAUUUGAUAUUAAUCUUGUUUAUGAAUCAGAGGAGCAGAUAGCUGCAGAUGAACUUCUUGUAGAGAACAAACUGCAUUCGAUGGGUACCGGUAUCAGGAGUCAAAUAGAUUUGAACACUUGUAUUAGCGAGGAUGAAGAUCAAUCUGCACCCUCUGUUGCAAGCAACGGCGCCAAUGUGAAGAUCGUAAUGGAGAUAGAUCUGGAAGCUCCGGUUCUUCCCGAGUUGGAGGAUGAUGUUAUACCUGGCAAAGAAGAUAGACUGAAUAAGGCAUCUUUGCAUUGUACUGAAAAUAAAGCCGAGCAGGUGCAGGAUGAAGUUGUCAGGAACGCGGCAAAAACAAUAUUUUCCAUCUCAUCAUCUUGUCAGCAAAUUCACAACGAGGAUAAAAUUUCUUACCUGUCUGAAGCUUCUUUGGCAGAAUCAAUCCUCUGGUUUGCCGAUGUUGUCUCGUCAUGUGCAAAUGAAUUGAAAGGAAAAGAUGUACCCAUUCAUGAUCUUCCCAAGGAGAUGGACGAUUUUGAGGCCAUGGCAUUGCAACUCUCGGAGACCAAGGAAGAAGACUACAUGCCUAAGCCACUUGUUCCCGAAGUCCUAAAAGUCGAAGAAAUGGGAACCCCUCCAUUACCGAGUAGAUCCCGAAGGGGCAAUGCUAGGAGAGGAAGGCAACGGAGGGACUUUCAAAGGGACAUCCUUCCCAGUUUAGCAUCAUUGUCAAGGCAUGAAGUCACCGAGGAUAUUCAGAUAUUCGGAGGGCUGAUGAGAGCCACUGGCCAUUCUUGGAAUUCAGGAUUAAUUAGAAGAAAUGGCACGAGAAAUGGUGGAGCUCGGGGAAGGCGAUGUAAACUCGUUGACACUACGUCUGCACCUGUUGAAAGUCCAGUUUGCACUCCGCUGAUGCAGAAACUUAACAAUGCCGAACCUGGUUUGGAGGAUAGAAGCCUAACGGGGUGGGGGAAGACAACUAGACGUCCCCGCCGGCAAAGAUGCCCUGCAGGUAAUCCUCCGAUCGUGCCAUUAACCUAA